UAUUGGAAAGUCUGAAUUUACCAGAAGUCCGAAUGUGCGAAUAUAAAACCAACUUUACCGAAGUGCCCGUCAGGUACAGCAAAUUUCCUCAAAGAAAAAAAUCUCUCUCAACACUGUAAAUUAUACAGGGAACCACAGCUGGUAGCCUACAUCACUAUAAUAUUAAAAAUUAAUUUAUUUGUAAGCUACUUACAUAUAAAUUACACAGUUUUUAUAAUAACGUUAUAAUAAAAAAAAAUUAUGACAAUUAUAGGCUAUUUCUACUCAUUUUUAUAUAGACCUAAAAAUUUAAAUGGCGGCUGUCAUAAAACAGAUUUAUACAUUCAAUAUUGAAGUACAUGUUAAGCACAAAUACAAUGAAUAUGCAAUAGUGCAUAUAUUUAGCAAAAUGCUCCUCUCGAAGUUCAUUUUUGUAGCUGACUGAUGCGUUUUUGGACAUUGAAGGGCUUUUCUGAGGUAAAUGUGACGGUAAAUUUGACAUUAUUACAAUAUGUUUUAAUGACACCUUUCCACAGUUGAAACAUGAACAUGAAAGAUGACAUGAUACGGAUUUUGGUAAGUUCUACUAUAUCUUUCAACAUACCUUUGGAUGUUCAUUCAUGUUUAUUACAUGUGGAAGAGUUGGUCCGUUCACGCCCGCUCUGCAUGAACUGAAGCGCUUAGCGCUACAAGACACAGAGAGCCACGAAUGAUCGCGACAGCUCGCGAGACGUCUAUGGUCUCACUCCAGUCUAUGGGAAAGUAUCCCAUUUUCGAUACUUGUGAGGUUUGUUGUGCUUGCAAUUUCACCUGGACCUAUUUUAGGUGUGCCAGCUGCCACUUUGGGUGGCACCGGCACACCCUGGCACACCCGUGGCUACCGGUCCGUGUAUCAUCUGAUCAUUCAAUUAUUUCAUUUAAUCUGGCAAACGAAAAACGGGCAAAACAGGUCGAUAUUUCGUUUUUCGGUGGUUCUGUAUGAACCAAAAAAUGAAAGCUGAUGUCUUUUUUCCAGUUUUCAGCUCGAAACCGAAAAACAAAUAAACCGAAAAACCAAAACGAAAUAAUACGGCUAAUUUACGUUUUUCUGUAUUUUUCCAGUUCUCACGGUGUUUACAGCUGCGCGCCGCGCUGUGCGCAUGCGCAAUGAAUUUAAGGCCGCUAACCAUUGUUUGUACACUCGGAGGCAACAUCAUUGCGACGAAAUGGAUGUAUCAUUUGUUCUUUUCACUUCGUCUAGAAGGGUAACAUUGAGAGAGGAAGACAUGAUGGUUGAAAACAUUUCUAAAAUAUUUCAGGUAUCCAGCCAGAGCCUGUACCUCACUGAUGAUGCUAAUGUGGCAGUGUUCCCCAGAGCAGAUGGCCACUUCAGUUCAUUAGAUCUCAGGGACAAGGCCCACUAUGAGGUACAUGGGUCUGGGGCUGUACCCAACACAAGUGGUAAUGCUGCUGCCUCUGGGCCACCUCCAUCCUCAAGCAGCCAGUUUCGCUUCUCCAGGCCUGGUAUCUCAGCGAGUCCCUCACUGCCACCCAGGGCCCAAUCCCUGAAAUACUUUACAAAGACAGUCAGCCUGGGAGAGUUUCAAAGUGGGAAGCUUGUCACCAGCAGAAUGGUGGUGGUAAGAUUCACAGAGCAGGAGGCCAGUGUCCCAAUUUUGACCGCAAAAGUGAAAGAUGCCCUAGGAACCAAUGACCCAGUCAUUUUGACAGACCACAAUGGGAUUGAAAUAUUAGACUCCGAAGGAACAAGAGGGUCCUUUUACUGGAAGCAAAACUCAAGAAAAAUCAUGGCUGUACUGGAGGCUGAUUUCCAAGCUAUGCAACAAAAGAGGCGGAGAAUCUCACGCAGAGAUGAUGAAGGGGGAAUGGACAGUGUAUUGGAGAAGAUCGAGGAGGUUGUCCUGGCUGCUCAGGGUUUAUCUGAGGUGACCACUGCCAUCCAUGAACUGUCUGACCUGGUCCAAAACAGGAAGACAACAUUGGUACUGACUGAAGAACAGUCCAGGAAUGUGAGGGAUGUCUUCACUUGUCUAGUUUGCAGAGGAAUCAUGGAAGAUCCGGUUUUUUGCAGCCUGCUGCGAAAGCUUAGUUGGUUGCAGAUCCUGCACAACUUUGUGGCUCCAAAAUUCUUCACAGUGUCUGAAAUGUCGAACGGAAGAUUUUUCCACCAACAUGCAUAGAGUCACUGGCUUUACUGAACUAGUGAAUGUAGUUAGAGGAUUGGCAUGCGAGUAAACACUAUUCUUGCCACUAAAUCCAUCUUUUCACAGUAUUCAUGAGAAAUUGGUGGAUAUGUUUUAUGUGGCAUCUUAGUGUAAACUUACAGGAAUUUUAUUAGAGUUUUAAGAGUCUAAAUGUUUUAUAUUGCUCUGUUCUGAGCUGACAGAUUUCUUAAGAGUUAAAUGUGGCAGUAUGUUGUUUUAUAUUGCUUUGUUUUGAACUCACAGGGAUUUUAUUAGAGGUAGAAAAAUUGGCAAUAUGUUGUUUUACAUUGCUUUGUUGUUUUGAGCUCACUCCACACUGAUUUAAAGGUGUUGUUUGUUUGUUUUUUAUCUUAUGUGAUUCCUAAAGUUGGACCUAAUUUGUUUACAUUUUUGUGUUUUAUCAUUAAGCUCUUCCUGGUUCUAUAAUAUAUUAUUUUUCAAAUAAAUUUUUCCCCACAAAACAGUCCAGUGUAUACU
Megalobrama amblycephala (Wuchang bream) is the source of this 2660-nucleotide messenger RNA. RefSeq lists its product as uncharacterized. NCBI's taxonomy places the organism in Eukaryota, Metazoa, Chordata, Actinopteri, Cypriniformes, Xenocyprididae. The record is from RefSeq and is a predicted model, not a curated record. The transcript is spliced from 6 exons. Bases 1119 to 2159 code for a protein of 346 amino acids.